GGUGGCUUAUUAGGAAGAGCAGCAUCUACUUUGGAACAGACUGCUACGGGUGGUCAGAGAGGUGUUGGUGGAAAACAACAUGAUCCAGAGGCUUCGGUUGAAUCAUUGCUUGAGAGGUUGUCACUGGAUAGUGUAUCAAUGGAUGAUAAGAAGUCUGCUAUACAACAAUUAUCAUCAUUGGGCAAGAAUGCCUAUCAACAAGUUGGCUCAAAGAUACCCAUCAUCACAAAGUUAAUGGAUCAAGUCAGAGGUGAAGACAUUGAAUUGAUACGCGAGGCAAUUGAACUUAUCACCUCAAUAAUAAGGUGUACACCAAAAGAUGAUAACAUUAUUCAAAUGCAUAAUACAGAGUUGUUCAUCAAUGAUAAGAAGAACUUCAUGGUGAUAUGUGAUCUGUUAUCAUUGUCGGAUUAUUACGUUCGAUAUUUGGUGGCAACGUUGAUUAGGACAUUGUUGACUAAUCGUUUCGAGAGUGUACAGGAGACUAUAUUGGCAUGUCCAAUGUCAAUGACCAAUAUAAUGGGCCUUCUCUCAGACGGUCGCGAGAUCAUCAGGAAUGAAGCAUUGUUGGUACUCACCGAGCUCACAAAGUCCAAUCAAGAGAUCCAAAAGAUCGUCGCAUUCGAGGGUGCCUUUGACGUCCUUCUAGAGAUCAUCCGCAAGGAAGGACAAUCCGAGGGCGGCAUCAUCGUCAACGAUUGUAUCAUAGUCCUACUCAAUCUCUUGAAAGGAAACGUCUCCAAUCAGAACUUCUUCAGGGAGAUGGGAUGCAUACCAAAGAUAUCACCUUUGCUACAGGUACAGAACACAGAUAUGUGGAUACUCUCGGAUAACAAGUUCGCAAUCAUCAUGUCGACAUUGGACCUCGUGUUGUCAUUGGUCGAGAGGAACAACUUGAGCACGCCACCCAAUCAACAUUUGAUCAGUCAGUGCAACAUGAUGAACUUGAUCAUCCGACUGGGUCUUGGCAAGAUGUCAUCGCAGAUCGUCCGCAGCAAGGCGCUCUACACACUGGGCGAGAUCAUCCAUCAGCACACGGAGAACAUUGCCGAGUUCUCGUCCGUGUCGAUCAAGAGCGAGUUGACGGGCCAGUCGCAAUCGGCCCUUCUCCGUCUGGCGAUGGUCAUCAUCAACUCAAAGGACUUGAUCGAGAAACAGGCAUCCACUCACGUGUUUAGAUGCUACCUGUCGAGCAAUGAGGAGGCCCAGAUGGGUCUGGCCUCAACCAUCACUCCCCCAAUGCACUCACCGGCACCAGCGGGCAGCGUCAACAGCGCCGCUCAAGAUGAGGAACUAUCGAUUGGACAACACCUGGUCCGUGCAAUGUUCUCCUGGGACGGCCCAAAUGCUGCGCGAUUCGACAUUGCCAGCUUCUGGUACUCAUGUAUUGUGCUGUCGGCCACACUCAAGGACUCGACACACACCAAGGAUCAGCUGUUGGGUGCCUGCGUCGAGAUGCCCAAGACUGCAUCCGAGCCACCCCUCACACUGUUCAACAAACUGAUGUCAUCACUGCUCUCCACCAAGAAGACAGAGACCGACCCAAUGAUCAAGAUCGGUCUGCUCAAGUUGUUGGCGCUCUGGCUGGACCAGUCGCCCAAGGCUGUCAAGGAGUUCUUUAGCAACGGCUCACAUCUCUCGCUCAUUGUCGAGUCAAUCCUUCAGCCGACUACAGCGGCGACCGCUGCAAUGCAGGUCCAUGUCCAGGGUCUGUACACCCUGAUUCUCGGACUGCUGGUACAUAACCUCGACGAGUCAAGUGUGGCCGAGCGUAACAAUCUCAACUCAAUCAUCAGUCAUCGAAUUGGAUUGAACAGCUUCAAAGACCGACUGGACCAUCUUCGCAAGUCCGAUUCAUUCACUCAUGCCGAACAAGGUGAAGAGCCAUUCUCCACCGCCCUGGACAAGAUCACCAUCCAGCUCUACGACUUUGACUUUACCCUCUUCUUCAAGGAUGUCUAUGAUAAAAUCAGACACCUGGGCAGCUCUCAUAAGCCUAGACCAGGAACACGUCCAUCAUCAGCACAGCAACAGACUCAUCCAACGAAGAAGAUUGAAGAGAUGGAGUUAUUACACAAGCAACAACAACAACAGCAGCAGCAGCAACAUCAACAACAACUACAACAGGAUCAACAUAUUGGUACACCUGUGAAUCAAUCACCUCCACUUACACAUCAGGAAACACCUCAACCAAUUCCAAUCCAACCACUUCAACCACCUCAACAACAACCUUCACAAGACUCUCAACUUGUUAUCCAACUCCAACAACUAUUGGAGGAUAAGGAGAAGGAGAACAACAUCAUUUCGGAAGCAAUGACCAAGCUUGAGGACCUGGUCGUCGACAAGGACGACGCAAUCGACGACUUGAAGGCACAGAUCGAAUCACUCAAGGUUCAAUUGGCCAACCCAUCAUCUGCCCCGUCUCAACCUAGUGCCAACAACAACUCACUGACCGACUCUCAAUCUGUUGAUGUGUUUGAGUUGAUGCGCCUUAGACAAGAGAGCCAGGAGCACUCGGCCACGAUGGAGCAACACGAACAACAAUUGAAGCAACACGAGCAGCAAUUGAAGCAGAAGGACACCACGAUCAAUUCCCUGCGAAUGGAGCUACAGAACACGAUACAGCAGAAGGAUGCCGCACUCAAGUCUGCUGCCGCCGCCACCGCCGCCAAGAACGAGGCGACAGUCUCGCCACCUGGCAACAGUCUAAUGUUGGCCAAAGUGCAGAGCGAGUUGGCCGAGUUGAAGACCAAGUACGCAGCACUCCAGAAGGACCAAGAGGAGAUGUUAGACUGGGCGUCCAAGCUCGAGGUUGAGAACAGCAAUCUAAAAGCCAAGUUAGAGUCC
Molecule: messenger RNA, 2847 nt
Organism: Acytostelium subglobosum LB1
Lineage: Eukaryota; Evosea; Eumycetozoa; Acytosteliales; Acytosteliaceae
Exons: 5
Biological process (GO): endoplasmic reticulum to Golgi vesicle-mediated transport; intracellular protein transport; transcytosis
Cellular component (GO): endoplasmic reticulum; Golgi stack; Golgi membrane
Source: RefSeq, a predicted model, not a curated record